This is a messenger RNA of Helicoverpa armigera (cotton bollworm), 1338 nucleotides long. Its product is annotated as nucleoside-triphosphatase THEP1. The coding region runs from base 123 to 698 and encodes 191 amino acids. The transcript is spliced from 4 exons. Gene Ontology annotation, molecular function: ATP hydrolysis activity. The record is from RefSeq and is a predicted model, not a curated record. Lineage: Eukaryota; Metazoa; Arthropoda; Insecta; Lepidoptera; Noctuidae.
GUUUUGACAUUUGCUAUGCAAAACAAACAAAUAACCUCACUUUCAAUCAGCUGAUUGAUCCCCCAAAUGUUAUUAUUUUAAUAACAAUACAAAUUGCUGUAAAAAGUUAAUGUCUAGGAACGAUGACGACAAAAAAAUACACAUUCUUCCUUUUAACCGGCGAACCUGGAGUCGGCAAGACUACACUUACUAAGAAGUUAUCAACGGAAAUUUCAUUAAAAGGUAUUCAGACCACAGGAUUUUAUACUGAAGAAGUAAGAAAGGGCCGCUCAAGGGAAGGAUUCGAUGUAGUAACUCUGGACGGGACUAGAGGCAGACUGGCGAGAGAUCAGAGCCUAUUAAAUGAACCAAUAAAAUACAAAGUUGGAAAGUAUGGUGUUCUAAUUCAGGAAUUUGAAAAAGUGGCUUUGCCUUCAUUGAUAAAGCCAGAUACAACUCAGCCACAUUUGUUGGUAAUAGAUGAGAUAGGCAAGAUGGAAUUCUUCAGUGAUCCAUUCAAGACUGCAAUAAGAACUAUUUUUAGUCCUUCAUCGAACUGUGUUGUACUGGCCACUAUUCCUGUAAGGAGAAGCGAUCAGUUAAUCGAGUCUAUAAGAAAUCAUAACUUGGCCAAAGUGUGGAUGGUAACCAGAGAAAAUAGGAAUACAAUUCAUAAUGAAAUACUUAAGGAAAUAAAUACCACUCUGAACUUUAUGUGAAAUGUUUAUUAUAGAGCUCUAAUAUUUAUUUAAUUAACAUGGAGAGUAUGUAACAUUCAUUUGUUUGAACAUCUGUUUUAUAAGCACCAUCAUUUAUUAACGUAGAAGCUGAAAUUAUUUUUUUACAAAAAAAAAGUGUUUGCAUAUAUGUAUUCUUGCAUAACAAAAAAUAAACAUACUGCGAUAACAAAAGUAAUUAAAGUAAAAGUAAUUGGAAAAUAUUAAGUAUAAUCAAUCACAAAACAUAAGGUUGAUAUCAAUAGUAACAUUGAAAUAUGAAGUAAUAAUAGAUUUAAUAUACAGUAGCAACAACAUUAACUUUCAACAACAUUAAGUAAUAAUUUCCUAUUAAAGCAGAAUUUAAUGCUGAAUAUAUCUGUAGCAUUGGUCCAAUUUUUGUUGAAUUAGUGGGCUGUCACCAAAAUGCAAUUACUGACCACCUAAAAAUUGUAUAAUCUUAUCUAAUAGUGUUGUCUGUAAAUUGAUAUUUAUGUAACACUAUUCCAUUUCACAGCAUUGAUGCUAUUUUUACUGAUUUACUUGAAAGAGUUCCCAAUGCUUUGCCUUCACCUAAUACUUACUAAAAUUAUGGCACAAUAAAACCUGUUUCAGCAAACUGAGUUUCAGGGUGUAACAGAUA